Messenger RNA from Rotaria socialis, 2820 nucleotides. NCBI's taxonomy places the organism in Eukaryota, Metazoa, Rotifera, Eurotatoria, Philodinida, Philodinidae. The record is from the annotation of a GenBank genome assembly.
AUGGCUCCUAAUCAAGAGAAUCUAGAAGGACCCUACUCACCCGAUAUCGAUCUUUCCUUCAAGCGUGGUGUUCAACGUGAACUAAAAAAACUCAUCGUCGUCAAUGUAAUCAAUUUGAUUGCUUGUUCAACUACAAUUAUCCUGUAUAUCUAUUUCAAUGUGAGUUUUCGACGACACAAAUAUGCGCAUGACAAAACGGGUCAGUUCGUAUUUGAACUGAUUUUACUCAUUUUUGGUAUUCUGAAUACAAUAUUUGGUCUCUCUCUGGCCAUUUACGAACGUGUACAAGAACAACAGCAACAACAACCAAAAGAUAAAAUGAUCUCCUUUCAACGAUGCAAUUAUAUUCAUCUAUUACUUAAUCUUAUCUGCUUCAUUGCCUUUGCCAUCUAUCUUAUUAUUGAAUUUAUUUAUUGGUUCAGUGCUCUUCAGGUGGACACAAAUUUACGCAGCAGCAUCCAGCUCGUCAUCAUUAUACUACUUCUACUCAUUGUGUUAUGUUGUGCUCUAUGUGUUAUAUGGAAUCGAAUACUUGCUUGGACUCCAAAAUAUAGAUUUUCGCGUGCUAUUCUCUUUUUUUCAUCCAUGAUUCUUGUUGCCAUUUCUAUAGUGACAUUGAUUUUAAAUCAUCGUGUGCAUUUUUUCUAUCCUGUCAUUGCACCUGACAGUCAUGUGCCACUAGCGUGUUAUAGCAUAUGUCAAGCGAGUGCCAGUUACACAGUCAUUUGGGGGAUUUUCGGUACUAUUCUCACGUUCAUUUAUGCAAAAGCAAUUCGACUAAACAAGUUGCGAAAUGGAAUUUGGUACGUUUUCAACGCUACAUGUCUCAUUGGCAUAAUGAUCGUCGUAGCAUCCACCAUCAUUCUUUUGUUGUACAAUACAACGCUUUAUGGCAAAAUCAAUUCAUCCAAUGUUAAGACUUUAAUUAAUGCAGACACAGCACUCUCUGUUCUACGAUGUAUCAUAUUGAUGUUGAUGGUCACGUCCUUGCACUGUUUAAGAAAGGUGAGUCGCUCUGACAAGAAUGGGCUGACAGUUGAAAGCAUUCAAUUAAGUAAACAAUCGCCAGCCUACAUCAAACAUUGGGGUACGGCUAUUGAUGCAUGCAGUCAAACAUUAGACGGAAUGACUGGUGAUGCUGCUCUACAACUGAUGAUGGCCUAUCAGGAAGGUCAGUUGGACGAUGUUACCGGUAUUGUCUUACGCAUUGCCAGACCUGCUCGACGCAUUCAAAUUCUCAUCGAUCAGUGGGAUGAUACGGAAGCUAUUGUCUUCCUUACGCUCAUUAGCCACUAUGACACGACUGUAUCUGCUCUUCCCAAAAGCUCUUGGGGUGGAAUUCUUCAACGAACACUUGGCUCGCAAAACUGUAUGCCUUGCUUUCGUCCACUUGUCCUUCGGUUAGGUCUACUCGGUUUCCAUUGGCCGUUUCGAGCAGGUAUCUUCUUCACGUCAUGUCACGCUGACGCUGCAUCGCGUGCAGUUCAUGUACUUGAAAGUGUACUCGAAUGGAACGGAAUGCAGAACUCCAAAUUGCAUUGCGAUGUUCUUCUUUUGCCUACACUGAGUACUGAACCGAUGGCGAGAGCUAUUAAUAGUGCUGGUUUCUUUCCUCUACCUCUCCGACCUACUCAUAUGCUCGAUUUACGAUCGCAUCAUGGCAAGACUUUGGAAGAGUAUAUGAAAUCUUUAAAAAAAAGCAGACGGCGACCUUAUCCUCAGCAGUUUCUCAAGAAAGGUGGUAUCGUCGAAGUGAUUCACGACUUGAGCAGACUUGAAGUGGGUGCAAUCGUUUGCGAUCAAUGGGAGAAUAUUGCACGAGCUCGGCAAGAAAAAGAUGAACCACCUACAUUAGCACGCCCAUCCGCACAAUUUAUUACAGCGAUUGGUCACACAAUGAUUGAAUCAUAUCGCUCGGUCAUUCUUCUUCGGUUCAAUAACGAAGUCAUUGCUAGCUCGGUUAUUUUCAAAUUUCCAAAUAAUCUCCUCACGACCGAUAUUCAAGGACUGACUCAUGAAAAGGCUCGACCUUUGAAAGCCUAUUUUGUUAUGCUUCAAUGGGUGAUUAAAGAGGCACUGAAUGAAAAAUUUGACUUUGUUGAGUUUGGUCCCACCACGCCAGGACCUAAAAUGGAUCUCGGCUGCACUCAGGUACCUCUGCAAGCUGCUGGCUAUUGUGGAAAUCCUAUUAUUGCUUUUGGUAUCAAGAAAUGUGGUGCAAUGGUAGAUACUGUGCACAUGAAAACAGAAAAUCAAAACCCGAACACCUUCGAAGAAGUGACAUUUGAAGAGGAAAAUGUAGAAGUUCAAGUGAAUUCUCUGAAAACCAAAACUCAAGGGUCGGUAGCUAGUGUUCUUGUGCAUCAAGUUCCUCCUACUGGUUCUUAUGUCACCCAAACACAACACUCUUCAGAGAACAAUCCUUCUGCAGCAGUCAUAUCACAACUGACUAAUGUCAGUAGAUCAAUACAUGACAAUAGUGCUAAUGUCGAAGUACUUAAAGAUGCGAUAGAAAUAUCAAAGAAGCAAGUAUUGCGCCUUUCAGAAAAACAGAAGCCAGCAAACGACAGAAAAACACCCAGAUUUAGCAACACUGAUCGAUCCGAUCAAUAUCCAUGUAAUAAACACAAUUUCACAAAGACCAAGAAUUCCACGCCAAGGACAAAUCAAGAGAAUAAUCUUUCAACAGGCAGUGAAGCAGUCUUCGAUGAGCUAGAGUCUCAUAAUCCAGUAAAUCCUAUACAGACGCUUUCUAUGUCUUCCAAUUCGAAUGCAGACGAAGCAACUUUAAGUCUUUCUCGACCGAAGAAUCUCAAAUAA